GGUCCCUGAACUGCUGCAGCUGCUGCUGCUACUUUAGGGGUCGUAGCUGUUGCUGCUGGUGCUGUUGUUGUUGGUGGUGCUGUUGUUGGUGGUGCUGCUGUUGUUGGUGGUGCUGUUGCUGUAGUGGCUGUGGUUGUUGCUGCUGCUGUAGUCGCUGCUGCUGUAGUCGCUGUUGUUGUUGCUGCUGCUGCUGUAGUGGCUGUGGUUGUUGCUGCUGCUGUAGUUGCUGUUGUUGUUGGUGCUGCUGCUGUAAUUGUUGUUAGUGCUGCUGCUGUAGUUGCUGUUGGUGGUGGUGCUGCUGUAGUUGUUGUUGGUGGUGGUGCUGCUGUAGUUGUUGUUGUUGGUGCUGCUGCUGUAGUUGUUGUUGGAGGUGCUUCUGCUGUAGUCGCUGCUGUUGUUGUUGGUGCUGCUGCUGUCAUCUUGGUUGUCGUCGUCUCGCCCAAAGUAAUCGCCGGAAGAGCAACCAUGGGGCUCUUCAUGUCCCGAGCUCUGGAGGACAACAUGAAGCGGCAGCAGGAGUUCAUGCUGCUCAACCAGCGGCUGCAGAUGGAGCGUCAGAUGGCCAUGCAGAGCCAGAUGCAGCUGCGGCAGAUGGCCAUGCAGCUCGCCGGCUCCCGCGAGUUCUUCAAAUACUACGCCUCCUUCUACAGCCUGGCCACCGUCACGCUCACCGCGGGCGCCAUGCGGAGCAAGCGGCCGGGCCUGCUGGUGCCGCUGGUUCCCCUGGGCUUCGUGUUGGCCUACCAGUACGACCGCGCCUACGGGAGCAUGCUGCAGCGCAUGAGGGACGAAGCCGAGUGGCUCAUGGACAAGGACGCGGGGCGCCUGCAGCUGCCCCACGGCCUGCCGACCUUCGAGGACGUGGAGAAGUGCCGGCGUGCCAACGUCAAGUUCCCGCCCGCGUCGGGAUAAGGCGGCGCCAUCGCCAUCGCCACCGCCAUCGCCCGCUCGUUAGGGGGGGGGGGGGAUCUGCUCGUGAACGCGUGCGGUGCAUUGUGGGUGGAGGCGAUCGUAGAAACAGCUGUAGAAUCAUCAGCAGUAGCAGCACCCGUUAGCAGUCGCUGCAGUAUCAGCAGUCGCAGCAGAUGUCGGAUCGUCUGUAGGAUGAGCAGCUGUAGCAGCUGUAGCGGCAGCAGCAGCUGUAGCAGCAGCAGCUGUAGCAGCAGCAGCUGUAGCAGCAGCAGCUGUAGCAGCAGCAGCUGUAGCAGCAGCAGUAGCUGCAGCAGCUGCUGCUGUAGCAGCAGCAGUGCCCCCCUCCCCCUCUCUCCCUCCUUCUACCUCUGCCACUCGUGAACAUCGUGGGGCAACCCCGUCCCGUUCCGUCCAUUGCUCAGGUUUUGUCAGCCCCCCCCCCCCGCACCC
Molecule: messenger RNA, 1362 nt
Organism: Lethenteron reissneri (Far Eastern brook lamprey)
Lineage: Eukaryota; Metazoa; Chordata; Hyperoartia; Petromyzontiformes; Petromyzontidae
Gene: PLGRKT
Product: plasminogen receptor with a C-terminal lysine
Biological process (GO): positive regulation of plasminogen activation
Cellular component (GO): plasma membrane
Source: RefSeq, a predicted model, not a curated record